Molecule: messenger RNA, 1886 nt
Organism: Leguminivora glycinivorella
Lineage: Eukaryota; Metazoa; Arthropoda; Insecta; Lepidoptera; Tortricidae
Exons: 6
Coding region: 262-1023 (253 amino acids)
Source: RefSeq, a predicted model, not a curated record
AUGUUGCAUGUUUGCCUAUUAAACCUUGUUGCUAUGUAACGUAACCUUUGUAUACAAACCAUUUCGAUACCGAAUAGACAAAACAUGUUUUUUCGAUAACGUGACACAAGUCAAAUCACUUAUGGCGUAACCUUCUAAAUUUCCGUGUAUAUUUUUUAGAUUUAAAACUAAAUUAUUAGUGUAAUUUUCUAAAUUUUCGUAUUGAUACUUACAUUUUAAAGCGUAAAUAAAAUCGUAAAGUGUUAAGAAAGUGCCAACAAAAUGCCUGAAGAAGCUAAAGGUGACGACCAAAAUAAAAGAGUAAAACUCAAUGUCGAAGGCGAAGAUGAAUUGGGCGAAGGCGAGAUGGGGCGUAAGAAGAUGAAGCGGUUCGUGAUGCCGAACGUGCCGAGAUGGUGGCAGCUCAAAGUCAUACAAUACGCCUUCGCCCACCCGCACGUCCGGGCGCGGCUCGAGAAGCACAUGGGCUCCAACCUGGUGCGGCUGACGGACAAGGCCUACAUGACGGAGUUAGAGGACCGCAUACGAGCAGUCAACGAGGAGAACCUUAACAAGAGGAUCACCUCCCGAGUCCUCGAUGAAAUGGAGCGUCUAAAACGGCUCAUCCUCGUCGGGAAGACUCCGCUGAAGGAGUGUCCUCCUGAGCUGUACCACCACCCUGUCUUCGUGUUCUGGAGGAUGGUCAAUAAGGAGGUCCAGAGGGCGUCGAAGAAACGAGCAGAUGCUUUCUACAGGAAACUGAAGGCGUCGCAAAAGACUAUUCAGUCCGCCGACGACGACGAAGAAGAGGUAGAGGAAGAAUCGGAAAGCGAGAAGCUGACGCCUCAACAGCUGCUGGACAGGGUCCGCCAGGAGCUGGAGCUGCAGAAGGCAGCGGACGUGGAGAAGGGCGUGCGGUUCACGGAUGAACAGUUCGCGCUCAUCAAGUAUGAGACGCAGGAUGUGAAGACGCUUAAAACUCUUACGACCGUGGAAGAGCUGUACGCAUUAGCCGACAAGAUUAUUGGAACAAAACGCAUAUGAACUAUUUUGUAAAAUUUUGUGGUAAAGAAAGUAUUAUAAGUUAAACAAUCGUAGAAAGAACUGUAUACGUAAUUGAAAUAAUAAUUGAAUCAAUAACACUAAUAGAGCUAUGACUAGAGUAUUCUUGUGAUAACCGCACUACAUACUUUGAAAUAGUCAAAAGAGAGAAAGGGUGUUACCACACCAAUUAAUCGAUCGAUUUCUCUAGGUAGAAACUGCUUAUUGAUUGACGUCGUCGAAUGCAUGCCGAUGUCGAUCGAGGCCACCGAUCAAUUGGAGUGGUAUGGUGACUCCCUAUCACACUUGUGACCCACUGGGUAAUCCUGCAUUCCACCUUAGAACCCGAGGCUACAAGGCGAAACCUUUUUUAUGUACCGUAAAGAAAAGAGUAAAUAUAGUAUAGAAUCUACUCCAUCCCAAAAAAUUCAAAUGAGCUCAAAUAAUUGAAAAAAGAAGUAUAACUAUGAAGACACUUUAUAAAAGUUAUGUUUCCUGGAUUUAACAGAUCUCAAAGCGCAAUGAAAAUUGUAAAAGCGCAAUUACUAAUUAUUUAUUAAUAGCUUGAUCAAUAAGGUAACAUUUUGUAUUUUUUUUUCUAAUAACCUAAAGCAUUAUUACGGAGUAUUAUUAGUAUCAGUAGUUAUAAUUUUUUAUGUAUUUAUUGUAUGCCAUACUCUAAAAAUAUUAAGUAGGCGACAAUAAUAAAAGAUCUCGCAUGUUAAUAAGUGUGAACAAGAUUGCUUAAGUUUAAUCGAUAGAAUAAAAAUAGUAAUCAAAGUGACCCCUAGUCAAUGUUAAACGUGUAAGUGUAUAAAACGUGUAAAAGCAACUGUGAUUUUGUAAUAAAUCAUGUCGUAAUAAAA